This is a messenger RNA of Gadus morhua (Atlantic cod), 2723 nucleotides long. RefSeq names its product sp8 transcription factor b (gene sp8b). Gene Ontology annotation, biological process: regulation of transcription by RNA polymerase II. Lineage: Eukaryota; Metazoa; Chordata; Actinopteri; Gadiformes; Gadidae. The record is from RefSeq and is a predicted model, not a curated record. The transcript is spliced from 2 exons. The coding region runs from base 472 to 1767 and encodes 431 amino acids. Gene Ontology annotation, molecular function: RNA polymerase II cis-regulatory region sequence-specific DNA binding; DNA-binding transcription factor activity, RNA polymerase II-specific.
ACUUCAAAGCCGGAGAGGACCUACACUUGUGGUGGAAUGGGCGGAACACAUCAUUGUAUUGCAAACCUCUAAAAAAAACACUGCUCUGAUUCAUAAAUAUAAAAAGAUCCUCUGAGGAGGGCACUUUUUUGUGAUGGCAACUUCACUUCUAGGGGUGAGUCUAAGGAGUUUCUUACUGGUCUAAUUAGUUCAUUUUAUUGUCCAGCGGAUUGGAUUAAAAUAACUUUGAUACACAGCAGGAAAGACAGUGCGAUGUUUAUAUUUUAGUAAGCUGGUUCAAAACGCCCGACGCGGAGAUUUGAGAAUUCGCCUUCAAAAGGGAGAGAAGUUUCUAGUCGAUGCCCAAAAACAAUUGCAUGUUCUCCGUGAUGUCCCAUUUGGCGUACAUUAGUUAAUAUUUCGUGACUUUCCCUGGUUUCUUGUCGUCUCGUCCUAAAGGAGGAACGGAGAUUGGGAUCGACUCCUUUAGCAAUGUUAGCUGCAACAUGUAAUAAAAUAGGGAGUCCGAGCCCUUCACCCUCCACCCUUUCGGAUAAUUCUUCAUCUUUUGGAAAGGGUUUCCAUCCGUGGAAAAGAGCCAACAGCUGCAGCCUGGGACCCAGCCUCUCCGGGUUUGGUGUGUCUCGCAGUGGAUCCGGUGUAUCGGACUCUUUCAACGGGUCAACCGGAUCCAGCGCCUUCUCCCUGACGCCCGGCACCGCGUCCGGCCCCCACUUUGGAAAUGACUACUCCGUAUUCCAAGCGUCGGUUUCCAACAGCACUCAAGAGUCUGGUCACCAGCCCGUGUUUAUCUCAAAGGUGCACUCGUCAGUGGACAGUCUGCAGGGCAUAUACCCAAGAAUGAGCGUCGCCCACCCCUACGAGUCCUGGUUUAAAUCAUCGCACCCUGGGAUCCCCACGGGGGAGGUCGGUACCACCGGGGCGUCCGCGUGGUGGGAUGUGGGCGCCGGGUGGAUUGACGUGCAGAACCCGAAUGGAGCCACGCUGCAGACCUCCCUGCACUCAGGUGGACUCCAGACAUCCUUGCACUCCCCUCUAGGGGGAUAUAAUUCCGAUUACUCGAGUUUAAGUCACUCCGCGUUCAGCACAAGUCCCUCUCCACACCUGUUGACCACCGGCCAGCACCUCAUGGACGGUUUCAAACCGGUACUGUCUUCUUAUCCAGACUCAUGCCCGUCUCCUUUAGGCGGGGCAGGAGGGGCUAUGCUCUCCGGGGCGCCAACUGCACCUCUAGCGGGGUCCCCGAGGUCCUCUGGUCGACGCUACUCUGGAAGAGCGACAUGCGACUGCCCGAACUGUCAGGAGGCAGAGCGGCUGGGUCCUGCGGGGGCCAGCCUCCGGAGAAAGGGUCUCCAUAGCUGUCACAUUCCAGGUUGUGGUAAAGUUUAUGGGAAAACGUCGCAUCUUAAAGCUCACUUGAGAUGGCACACAGGUGAGAGACCGUUUGUGUGCAACUGGCUCUUUUGUGGUAAGAGAUUCACGCGCUCCGAUGAGCUCCAGCGACAUUUGCGCACACACACCGGCGAGAAGAGGUUCGCGUGUCCGGUUUGCAACAAGAGAUUUAUGAGAAGUGACCACUUGAGUAAACACGUAAAAACUCACUCUGCCGGUGGGUCUGCAGGAUCUGGCUCCGGGGCCAGCGGGGGGAAGCGGGGAAGUGACACCGACAGCGAGCACAGCGCACCGGGGAGCCCUCCGUGCAAUUCCCCCGACCUGUUGCUGCCACCUGAUGCACACUCUGGAGUAGGAGGCAUGAACAGCCUCUAAUUGGACUAUUAAAAUAAACUGAACAUAACAUUUUAUUUGCUAAAAUUUUCUGAAGGAACGGGGACAUUUCUAUAUGCAAAAUGAGGAAUUAGACAAGAAAUCAAAUUAGACUACUAAAUAGCCAGAUUUCACAAUGAUCUUCUUUCGGUGAAAUACUUAGGCCUAUGCAAUAUGGAACUGUAAUCAAGUGAAUUAAUUUAAAAUGUUAAACUGGUUCCUACUGCCCAUCAAGGCAUCGAAAUCAAGUAGGCCUACAUCAGACGACGCCCAUGGUCAAGAAGCGGUAUUUGUGGCCGGUAAAGUUUACUGCUGGCAUAGAAUAUUUUUCAAGACCAAACUCUGGCACUUUAUUGUUGAGCAGGAGACAUUAUUCGUUAAAGUCACUAUCUGUGGUUACUUCGUAAGUUAGCCUAAAUAUUUCUCUAUUCUUAUCUAUCUUAUCCCAUCCCAGUUUUGAUAACGUGUAACAGUUAUAGGUUUAUUUGACGGUAUUCGCCUCACAGCCUCUGUGCGUUGAACCAAGUGUGUAAGUAGCCCAAUCUUGGUUAGCUGCCAAUCUGUUGUAAAUAAUAACAAAGGUAUGUUAGAUUCUAAAUAUGCACCAAUGUAAAGGUGAGUUAUGUAUUUGACCAGGAAUCGAUAAUUUUGUAUAGUUAUUUCUAGCUCUAUAUGGACAAUAGAAAAUAUUGGAAGCUGAUGGAAAUGUACUUGGAUUUGCUUUGACUUGAUAUACAAAUGUAUCGUGGUAAGUUAUAUUUAACCACACGUUUUCUUGUAUGUAGGGGUCCUCAAUUAGGCGCACUUUGAUUUAUUUGUAAGAUUUUGAAAUAAUUUACUGUCAUUGAUUCGUUUAAUUUAAAUAAGCAUGUUGUAAAAUUUACGUUAAUUUUCAAUGCAUUUCUUUUCGAUAAUGGCAAUUUAUGUAAGCCACUGAAUAAACUCAGUAUGAAUCAGAA